This is a messenger RNA of Triplophysa dalaica, 2913 nucleotides long. RefSeq names its product LSM14A mRNA processing body assembly factor a (gene lsm14aa). Lineage: Eukaryota; Metazoa; Chordata; Actinopteri; Cypriniformes; Nemacheilidae. Gene Ontology annotation, molecular function: mRNA binding. The coding region runs from base 112 to 1524 and encodes 470 amino acids. The transcript is spliced from 11 exons. The record is from RefSeq and is a predicted model, not a curated record. Gene Ontology annotation, biological process: cytoplasmic stress granule assembly; P-body assembly. Gene Ontology annotation, cellular component: P-body.
CUGAAAAUGCGUGCGGCCAUAUUGCUUUAGCAUAAAUUCGUGGCUGUUUGUUUACGCUGUGAAGUGCACAUUUGUCUUUCUCUCAGUUUGUGUCGAAGUUUAAUCGUGAGAAUGAGCGGAGGCACGCCGUAUAUCGGCAGUAAGAUCAGUUUGACCAGUAAAGCGGAGAUCAGAUAUGAAGGCAUCCUAUACACUAUCGAUACCGAGAACUCAACUGUCGCGCUCGCCAAAGUACGCUCCUUUGGCACGGAGGACCGCCCCACAGACCGCCCCAUCGCACCCAGGGAUGAGAUUUUUGAGUACAUUAUUUUCAGAGGAAGUGACAUCAAAGAUCUGACGGUGUGUGAACCUCCCAAACCACCAUGCUCUCUGCCUCAGGACCCUGCCAUCGUUCAGUCUUCUAUGGGACCUUCCACUGCUCCGCCAUCAUCCUUCCAGUCGGGAAACUCAUACGGGCUCUUCAACCAGCCACCUGUCACCGCAUACAGUCGGUUUGACCCCAAUCCAUUGGUCACACCACAGUUUGGGGCUGUAGGAGUUGGAAGUUCAAUGGGCUUGUUUGGUAGUGACAUGAGCAUGAUGGCAGCUCUGUCUCAGGGCACUGCUUUCACCAGUGCAUUCGGAAAGGAAGGUCACACCAGCCCAGAUGUGGACCUCCUGCGAAAGACCCCUCCAGUGGAACCUGCUGCCCCAUCAGCCCCUGCACCCACCCCCAUUGUACCCUCAGCGGUGGGCCGCAAGAGCCCCGUGUCCACUCGCCCAGCUUCCACCAACACGCAGAAACCGGUUGACCUCUUGGAGCAAAGGAGGGGCACCGAUGGCCCCAAACCAAGCACUCCAGAGUCCAGUCAGCCCAGAGGUGGAAACAGAGACCCUUCUAAACGUCCUGCAGCCCCUGGUCCUCCUGCCGCUCGGCGAGGUCAUGCUGGCGGUCAUCGCGGGAGAGGACGCUACCCCAUCAGGAGAGAAGAACCAAUGAAGUUUGAGAAAGACUUUGACUUUGAGAGCGCUAAUGCUCAGUUUAAUAAAGAGGAGAUUGACAUUGAGUUCCAGAGUAAACUCAAACUGAAAGAUGAGAGGUCUGAUAAAGCGUUGAACGGUGAGGAUAAGGGCGAUUCAGGAGUGGACACUCAGAACAGUGAAGGAAAUGUGGAUGAAGAAGAUCCUCUCAGACCAAACUGUUACUACGACAAAUCCAAAUCCUUCUUUGACAACAUCUCCUGUGAUGACAUGAGGAAGGCGGCCGAAAGGUCUGGAGGGUCAGGUUUCCCCCGUGAAAGGAGGCAAACAUGGGCGGAGGAGCGGCGGAUGAACUCCGAGACAUUCGGUAUCCCGUUUCGACGUGGUCGAGGUGGCUACAGAGGUCGCGGAGGCAUGGGAUUCCGAGGGGGCCGGGUGCGCGGGGCAGGCCGAGGGUCGUACGGGUCAUACGGUGGUGGGUUCAGAGGAGCGUAUAGAGGAAGUCAAGGAGGAAGAGAAUUUGCAGAGUAUGACUACAGGAAGGAUAACAAAGUAGCUGCGUAGUGGUCACCGCAGGUGGAUUCCGAAGACCUGGUUUGUUUGGAAAAUACAUUAUGGCUGACACAUUUCAAUGAGAAAGAGAAGAUUAUGUAUGUAUGUGUAUAAAUCUGUCACCAGCACUGGGGUUCAACUGCUUGAAACCUGGAUGUAAAUGAAAAAAAUGCAAUUUUUUCAUUGUUUACUUGAGUAUAUUUCUCGCUGGUUUCAAUUAUGUUAUGAUUUCUCAGUUUUUCCCCAUGCUUAUCGUGUACAGUUCACAUGUUAUUUUGAUCACUUAAGGAAUUGAUUAUAGUUUUUUGCAUCUUAUUUACAGAACAGCAAACAGGCUACUUUGAUGGCAGUUAAAUUUAGAACAGUUCCAGAAUUUUCUACACAAAUUUAUUUUCAAAUUUCCAGUUUCAUUCAUUUUCCCCAGCUGUUUUGGUACGCGAGUUAUAAUUUCUUGUGCGAGGUCUGAAGUUUAUCUUAAGAUUUGCCAAGCUGUUUAUACAGAUAGUUGUAGGCAUGUGUCAGUAUUGCAAAACAUUUUCUGAAAGAUUUUUUUUACAUAAAAUGGAUAAAGACUUUGCUACGUUUGGAGGAAAAUUUUAAUUUUCAAGUUUGGGAUAGCACAAAUUAAACUUAAAUAACAUGAAAGGGUCCCACUUAUGCAAAGUGACCUCAGUGAUCAGGUUUAUAUAUUAUAUGAAUUUAUGGUGUACACUUUGAUAUACGUAGCACUUUGUAGCAGACAUUUGCUUAUGAUUAAAUGUCCAAUCUUUAUUAAGAAAAUAAUGCUACUUUGUGUGACUAUGGAAAUCAAUGCUGCAGUUACUCAGAUAUAUGGAUUCUUAAGCUUUUAUCACGUCUUGUUUGGCUAUCAUGGAAAAUUUGGGUAUACCUUCUUCAUAACAGCUUUCUUGCAACAAUUUUACAGUGUUCACACCGAUCUAGGGGAUCAAGUUUGCAAUUCUCUGCUAGGUUUAUGUAUUUGUACAAGAUGUUAAAGAACCUGAUCAGCGGCACUGCUUCUCCAGUGAAUAAGAGCGAAUGUGUUGUGCACUAUAAUACAGACGUCUGUUUUCUUUAGCUUGUCCAUCUUAUCCAGCUACUGUGUUUAUGAUCUUUAGUUUCCGGUGUAGAUCUUCUAGGUAAAGGCAUGUGAGAUCAAUGACUGCAAAAGCAUGUUGCUGCGAUGACCUCAUGCUCCUUUAUGUGCAUACUGUAAUGUCUUUAUAUGUUGGGUUUCAUCUUUUUUUUGUCCUUAGUUAGAGGUUUAAGAAAGGUGGAGUUUUUAGGUGGCCAGUAUGUUUUGGAUGUGGUUGUUGUGGGCAUCUCAACAAUGUGUUUUCUUUCAUAACUGUUGGCAAAUUUGGGAAGGUUGGUUAUACAAUAAACUUUGAUUCAAAAUUA